UUAGUUUCUAGUUUUCUGCAGUCCAGCUUCUUCGCUGGUUUUCAUCCCUGCUUCUCUCAGUUGAGAUUUGAAGAGACUAAAAACUGUUGGAGAGGGAGAAGAGGGGGUGCCCCUCAAAUGUUGUAGGCCUUCACAGUCAGUUUUUUUGUGAGAGGAUUACAGUGCGCUCUCUCAUUCCCAUUGGCUUGGCCCGCCGUGACAGUGGUGUGAUGAUGAGGAGGAUGACAUGCCCAGCAUCUUCCAUAACAAGCUUCCUCUUGGUUCCAUUCAUACGCCCAGGCUUUUGGCUUUAUGUAGUUUUCAGCUCCACUUUGUGUAAACGCUUCAGUCAAUUUGGACUUAGUGUUAGCUUAAAAUAUUUCUCUGGCUACUCCCGAGAGUUCUUCGCACUUUUUCCAUUUUACUCACUAGAGAAACAUGAGCUUUUUGAAGGAGUAGGUGAAUUUAAAGUGCGGUCAGUAGGUGUUUUAAUUAAUGCGUCUGUCCCUGCGAUGGCAAAACCUUUAGAUCACAUCAAGAGACCUAUGAACGCCUUCAUGGUUUGGUCCAGAGGUCAGAGGAGGAAGAUGGCCCGGGAAAACCCGAAGAUGCACAACUCUGAAAUCAGCAAGAGACUCGGAGCGGAGUGGAAAAUGCUCUCUGACUCUGAGAAGCGUCCCUACAUCGACGAGGCCAAGAGACUGCGGGCUCAGCACAUGAAGGAGCACCCGGAUUACAAGUACAGACCCCGGCGCAAACCUAAGAGUCUCCUGAAGAGGGACCGGUUCGUUUUCCCGUUGCCGUCUUUACUCGGGGACGCAGCGGAACACUUGAAAGGAUUUUCCAUCGACUCUUUUCUCGUCCCCGGGGAUAAAGCCAGAGCUCUCCUGGCUCCCGCCUCCGCUGCUUCCUCAUUCUCUCUCCUGGAGCCGGUGGCACAUUUCAGCACCGGAGCUGUCCAGCGGAUGGCGGAGAUACCGCACUCUCUGACCGCAGGCGCCGUGCCCUACAGCGCGCACACCUUUGGAUACCAGACUGGAGGGUUUGGGGGUCUGCCCUGCCCCGCACAGCACACCCACACUCACCCAUCGCCUUCCGGCCCGGGAUACAUGAUGCCGUGUAACUGUGGCGCCUGGUCUGCAGCUAGUUUACAACCCCAGGUGGCAUAUAUCCUCUUUCCUGGAGGGAUGACCAAGAGCGGCAUGGACUCGUACGCUUCACCCAGCUCCAGUGUGUGACAGGCUGGAUACACAUAAAGACGCAUGGGCAGGAGGGGGAAAGUUUGCGCACAGAAAGAAGAAGAGGUCGUUUAGAGACUGAGGCUUAGAUGACCACAUUUAAAUAUUAAAGUGUCAGCGCAGAUAUUUCAAUCACGGAUUGAUUAAAAAAAAGCUAUAAAAGUCCCUGUAUCACUCCUUAUUCCAUGUAAAUAGAGUAAAAAAAAGUAUUUAGAGAAGGGGGAGGGUGGUGAUGAUGCUAAUUUGUUACUCUUUUGUAAGAAAAAUCAUUUCAGUUUAAAUACAGUGGACAUGCAUAACAUAGGACCAACAUGCUGAAGUUAUAGACUUGUCCCUUCCCCCCUUUCCAAAACAGUCAGGUUUUGUAUUUUUCAUUAGUUCUCACACUUGGACAGUUAUUCCACAGAAUAUCUGCAUCAUUAAGUGGGACUGUUUUUGUUUGAUUGAUUGAUUUGUACUCUGAAUUGGCAAUAAUAAAUGUUUUCAGAGGGACUGUCUAUAUAUGUAUUUUUAGAACUGCAUUAAGACUGUGUUAAACCAGGUAAAGCAGUUGGUCAGUUUCUGUUUGAUGAAUAAUAUUAAGCAGAAGCUGGUAGUUGUAGUCACUGGGGGUGAUUCACAACCCUGUUAAUCAUAUUUUACAUCACACAUGAGCUGUAAUAAUUACUUCACUGUUGCGAUUGUGUUAAGCUCUAACCACCCAUCUCCCGAAAAGCUGUUUUACAGACUUACACUAAAGACAAACAGAUACUAAAACACCACAGACACUUCACAGCAACUGACAAACAUUGCAAACAUUACAAAAUUACAU
Neolamprologus brichardi is the source of this 2028-nucleotide messenger RNA. Its product is annotated as transcription factor Sox-14-like. The record is from RefSeq and is a predicted model, not a curated record. Gene Ontology annotation, biological process: neuron differentiation; brain development; positive regulation of transcription by RNA polymerase II. Lineage: Eukaryota; Metazoa; Chordata; Actinopteri; Cichliformes; Cichlidae. Gene Ontology annotation, cellular component: nucleus. Gene Ontology annotation, molecular function: DNA-binding transcription activator activity, RNA polymerase II-specific; RNA polymerase II cis-regulatory region sequence-specific DNA binding.